Molecule: messenger RNA, 2268 nt
Organism: Echinococcus granulosus
Lineage: Eukaryota; Metazoa; Platyhelminthes; Cestoda; Cyclophyllidea; Taeniidae
Exons: 4
Coding region: 1-2268 (755 amino acids)
Source: RefSeq, a predicted model, not a curated record
AUGGUUGUGGGGUUGCUCGGUCUUGUUGGCGGUAUUGAGGCGUAUGUUUUUGAACCGCCAUCGUCUCUAUACCUUAUUUUCAAUCCUAUUGAGUUUUUGAAUAUUUGUGUAAAGAAGUUUGAAAAAUUUGGUGACAUCGGUGCAUAUGGUGUGGAUUUAUUACGCGCGAGAGCCUUGUUUGAAGAUGGUUUAAGAGAUAUCCUCAGGUGUGGUGUAAAACCUAUUCCUAUUUUCGGUGGAUUAUCAAAUGAAAGCGGCUUAGGUGUUAAAUCUGUUGCAAAUCGUUAUCUUAAAUCUAGAAAGAAUUACAAGGAAGCUGAUCUCGAUGUUGCAGCUGCUAGGUACCGAAUUGCCUAUUGUCUUGACUGUCCAAUUGCAAGCAUGUCAUCGCAGUACUACGUCAUAUCACGUCCUACCAUUCUACCUGAAGAGAUCCAAACACUUACUAUAAAUGAGAUGAAACUUGUCGAUCUUACUACAGAUUUCUACCGUAUGGAUAAAGAGGAAGGUAAAGCCGUCCUUAAACUGAAGGUGUAUCAUCCUGAAUUGUCCGCACUGUGUGGCGUGCCUGCAACGUCACGACCUCUGAUUGCACUACUUAUGAACUCGGACUUGCUUCCCCGACUCCCAGCCGCGAUCAAAGUCGAGCCGUCAGGAUCAGAUUCGUAUACUUCAGCGAAACUAAGAGCGGUGAUUGACUGGGUAGCGAAAACCAAUCCCAUUCACGUCCUUCAGGCGAUAAUGGAGUCGAUCACGGAUCCCAAGUACAUAGAUUAUAUUUCAAGCAGCAUAUUGCUGUACCUAAGAACAUUUUGUCCCGACUUUGUGGAGGCCUCUAAAGUCCUCAGGGUACUUGGUUUGGGGCAAUGGAUUCCGCCAAUCAAAGCACCAAUAAGAAGGGUUGAGGAAGAGAAGGAGCACCCACACCAAAGACCUUCUUCACCCAUGCUCUUCUUUCAAACGGCAGCUGGACUGUUGAAAGGUACUGUGCCAGCGGAUCGUCCAGUUGACUUUCUCUAUCGUUGGCCUGCUGCGCUAGUUCAUUUAUAUCGCUCUAAUACGCUGCAGAGGUUAUUUAUUGCGCCACUUUACAGUAAAUUUGGGGUGGUUUUCAUCUGCAAUAACGAUUACCUUAUUGAAUUGCCCUAUGUUUAUGGGCCGAGCAGAAUCCUACGCUACGUGCACUACUGCCUGCUAAUGGGAGUGGAAGAAGCAAAUGGCCUUAGCUCCAAACUGGUGGGACUGCGUCCCCAUGCAAAGGAGAUAUGUUAUGAGGGGAAUUUUCGUUUCAAGACGUACAUGGUGGAGGUAAAGCCCAUGCAAUUACCACGCAACUGCACGGUGGAUGACUUUAUUCACACCAUUAUUGGACUUGAUCGCACGAUAGACGUGCCUGAUUGGAGCGUUGCCUUGGUGCUUUCGUGUGUUCUGUGGCACCAGGAAAAGGUGGAGCAUCGGGACUGUGAUAUUGCUGAGUGCCCGUUGAUUUUGUCAGUGUUAGUUUUGGCAGUGGCCACGCGUUACAAUGUAAAGUGUGGUGUGCCAGUUGUGGCAGAGCACUAUGAUACCCUAAAGUCGUUAGUUGUAACAAAAAUGAAGGAGAGUGGUGCAUUUCCAAAUGCAGCGGUGGAGAAAAAGUUAAUGCACAGUGCGUUGGAGUUGAUGACGAUGUAUGACCACUAUGUGUCCCUCUGUCGACUUCUCACUGCACUGCAAGAGGGCAGUGGAACACCCGAUUUCUCAUCUGCCGCUUACAACCGUUUCCCUCCGAACUAUGCAAUAUUUCCUUCGCUUGCCCUACUCGUCUACAUGGCUGCUCAUUUGAAGUGUGAGAAGACGCCGUCUGCUGUGGCCGUACGACUGUGGCUGGUGAAUGCAUUCCUUCACGCCAAUAAUGAUGCUAGCGAUGUGGCUAGAUUGAAGGACGCUUUGACCGAGUUUUCAACUCUCCAGAAAUUAGUGCCGAAGAUUAAGCUGAGUUUUACCGCCCCCAAGGUGGAUGUGACUGAUCCACCGCCUUACUUUUUACCCAAGGAGGAGAGGCCGCCACUAAAAAACUCUAUCCAUCCACGAGACAAUGAGGUCCCGUUGAAGAAGCCCCGCUGGUCUCCUGUGCUUGAUUACCUUUGCGAAGGGAAAAUCGCAACGCUUUCGCCACCAACCCGCCGCACUACUGAUCGCGGGGUUGCGGGGACAGAACCACCGUCGUUAUUGUACACGCGUCAGACUGCGACCUUGCACUUGGACUCGGGACGCCACGUGCAGUGA